Mercurialis annua (annual mercury) is the source of this 1086-nucleotide messenger RNA. RefSeq lists its product as uncharacterized. The coding region runs from base 1 to 1086 and encodes 361 amino acids. The record is from RefSeq and is a predicted model, not a curated record. The transcript has 3 exons. Lineage: Eukaryota; Viridiplantae; Streptophyta; Magnoliopsida; Malpighiales; Euphorbiaceae.
AUGGUGAUAUAUGUUGAUGAUCAUGGAGAGAUUCUCGAAAGGUUUCUUUCAGUUGUGCAUGUAACAGAUACUUCAUCACAUACUUUAAAGGAAGCUAUUGACAACUUUUUUGCAAUGUAUGGACUCUCAAUAUCUAGACUGCAAGGGCAAGCAUAUGAUAGGGCUUCAAACAUGCAUGGAGAAUUCAAUGGUUUAAAGUCGCUCAUACUAAAUGAGAAUCUUUAUGCUAGGUAUGUUCAUUGUUUUGCUCACCAGCUGCAAUUGGCGGUUGUUGCUGUUGCAAAAAUAUUACUUAUGGAGAAUUCAUUUAGUUAUUUAUCAACAAUUGUGAACAUUAUUGGAACUUCCUAUAAAAGAAAAUAUGCACUCAUAAAAAGUCAUCAUGAUCUUAUGGUCACACGAUUAGAAAAGGGUGAAUUUUAUUCAGAAAAAGGGUUACAUCAAGAGACAAGUCUUGCAAGACCUAGAGACAUAAGGUGGGGUUCUCAUUAUCAAACAGUAAUUCGUAUAUUGUUGAUGUGGCCUUCAGUAAUGGAAGUGCUUGGGAAUGUUCAUGAUGAUGCGACUAGUUCAAAGGAAAAAAGGUCAAGUUCCAAUCAUUUAGGAAGGAUGGAUGGAAUGAUCUUUUUUGAUGAGACUCGCAAGUUUUUUGUUGAAAAUUCUAUCGAUGUGCCUAAUUUAGAAGAUAGUUUACCGAUUCGUGAGUUUUAUACAAAGAAAAAUUUUACAUUUGAUUUGAUGAUGUUGAGUGAUCAAUUGGAGAUAUACAUACAUGAUGUGAGGCAAAGUGCUGACUUUGUUGAACUUGUGAGAAUCGGGCAACUUACAAAGAAGCUAAUCGAAACAGUGAAGUACAUUGUUUAUCAUCUUAUUUAUCGAUUGAAUGAACAAGCAUUGAUUUUUCCAGUUUCAACAGCUUCAGUUGAAAGGACAUUUUCAGCAAUGAACAUUAUCAAGACUGAUUUGCGUAAUAAAAUAGAAGAUGAAUUUCUAAAAGACAGCUUAUCAUGUUUUAUUCAGAAACAAAUUUUUGUUAAGAUUAAUGACGAGCUCAUUCUACAACACUUUCAAGUUAUGCAGACGUAA